ACGGCGCACGCCGCUCCUGGGGCGGGGCCUCCCGCCGGCCGGCAGGGGGCGCGCACCUGGCGAGGAGGCGACGCUUUCAUGGAGGGGGCGGAGGCGGAAGCGCGGGAGGGGGCCUCGGUGGCCCAGGACCUGCUGGCCUUGGGGUAUGAGGGCUUCCCGGGGGCGCCGUCGCUGGGCCCCUCGUGUCCAGACUUCAGGGCGCUGUGCGCGCGGCUGGCGGCGGAGCUGGCGUCUCUGGGCGCCCUGGAGCGGGAGCGAGGACAGAGCGCGGAGGCGCUGAGGGCCGGCGACGGCCCCGACGCGGAGGAGGAAUUCCUGCGACAGUUGGCCGGCCUGCUGCAGGAGUUGCACUGCCCGGACCGCGCGCUCUGCGGCGGAGAGGGCGCGGCGGCGCUGCGGGAUCCCGGCGCGUGCCUGCGCCUGCUGCGCUUUCUCUGCUCGGAGCUGCAGGCUGCCCGCCUCCUCUGUCUGUAUCGCCGGCUGGAUCCCAGCCCCGCACCGCCCUGUGGGGAGGGGGCAGAGGAGGGAGCUGGCAUGGUUCAGGAACUGGUCCUUACCCUCCGAGCUUUAGGGCUGCCCAGGCCGAAGCCUGGGACCGCCGCCAGCCGGCUGCUGUGGGAGUUACAUGACAAGAUCUCUGAGCUGCUGCCUUCCCUGCCCCCAGGGUUCCUGCAGCCCCUCCUUAGCUUCCCCCUGGACGCACCCAGAUGGGAGGCACUGGAGUCUCUGUGCCAAAGGCUGGGAGACCAGUACUGCUGCCGCCGCUGCCUGCUCCUGAAACGCCUGGACCUCACAACAUCGUCUUUCCACUGGAGUGAUCGGGCAGAGGCCCAAGGAGAAGCCAUGAAGGCAGUGCUGAUCCCAAUUCGAGAGGCUCUGACCCCAGAAUCAGAUGUCUCCAUCGCACACAUCCUGGCUGCCCGAGCAGACCUGUCUCGUCUUGUCCCAGCCACCAGCAAGGCUGCCCGCCAAGGGACCUGCUGUGCCAUCAACAAGGUGCUUAUGGGCAACGUGCCAGACCGGGGGGGCCGUCCAAAUGAGCUGGAGGCUCCCAUGCCCAGCUGGCAGAGCAGAAGAGAGGACGGAGGUGGGCGAAAGGCAGGCCACCAGAACUGGGGUCGCAAGAAGAAGAAGAAAUAAAGGGGGACUGGUGGUUGGAUGGGGGGAUCCUUUGUGACAUGCCAUUGGUAAUCCUUGGGAGUCACUUUGAGUUUUUCUUGGCAUCUGACUCCCAGGCCCCACAUCUCCUGCUCCUAAGGUCCCACAUGUCCUCCCCACAUCCCCCACCCCACAACACGGACCGUGUUCUCUGGAAAAUAAAUUUAAUUGAUGACA
Messenger RNA from Mustela lutreola (European mink), 1335 nucleotides. It is a transcript of the gene TSLIG3C, whose product is annotated as family with sequence similarity 98 member C. Gene Ontology annotation, cellular component: tRNA-splicing ligase complex. Lineage: Eukaryota; Metazoa; Chordata; Mammalia; Carnivora; Mustelidae. The record is from RefSeq and is a predicted model, not a curated record. Bases 79 to 1140 code for a protein of 353 amino acids. The transcript is spliced from 8 exons.